This is a messenger RNA of Penicillium maclennaniae, 2052 nucleotides long. RefSeq names its product CCR4-Not complex 3'-5'-exoribonuclease subunit Ccr4. The coding region runs from base 1 to 2052 and encodes 683 amino acids. Gene Ontology annotation, cellular component: CCR4-NOT complex; cytoplasm; nucleus. NCBI's taxonomy places the organism in Eukaryota, Fungi, Ascomycota, Eurotiomycetes, Eurotiales, Aspergillaceae. Gene Ontology annotation, molecular function: poly(A)-specific ribonuclease activity; protein binding. Gene Ontology annotation, biological process: nuclear-transcribed mRNA poly(A) tail shortening. The record is from RefSeq and is a predicted model, not a curated record. The transcript is spliced from 2 exons.
AUGUAUGGUCAGGGCCAUCAAGGACAGCAUGUCAUGAUGAAUGGCGGUCAAGCCCAUCAGAGGUUUGGCAUGCAGGUCCCUAAGUUCCAGUCGCAAAACCAUCAUCCCCACCAUGCGCAGCAACAACAACAACAUCACCACGCCCAUCACACACAAGCUACGCACACCCUCACCCAACACCACAACUUCUCCACCGGCGCUCUUUCAACGACUACCCCUCAUUUCACGCCGACCCACCUCCAGAAUGGCGCGCCGAAUGCGGUGGAUGACAUGGAUGAUUCUAUGAAUGAGCACUGGCAGCAUCAACUUCAACUUGCUGCCGAGUCGCGACAAGCCAGCUCCCCUCACUACUAUGCACGUGUCAUGGCGCAGCAGUCCAAGGGCAUUCAGAUUUUGCCUAGUCAAGCAGAUACGUCGGAACAGGGAGCUGAUGGGCGCAAUGGAACCGCCGCGGGGAAGCAGGCUUCCCGACAAGGUUGGAACGCGCUGGAUUUUGGUGGCCAGGGAUUACGUGCCAUGGCCACCUCUCUUUUCAGCUAUGGCUUCCUUGAGAAGCUAUACCUAAACCACAACAAGUUGAAAGCGCUUCCUUCGGCAAUUGGCCAGCUUCGGAAGUUAACUCACCUCGAUCUUUCCGGCAAUGAAUUGACUGAGCUCCCUGAGGAGAUCGGCAUGCUGUCGCACCUCAAGAAGCUCUACCUUUUCGAUAACAACAUUCGCACCCUCCCUUACGAGAUGGGUUACCUGUAUCGAUUGGAAACCUUGGGCAUUGAAGGCAACCCUCUUGACGACGUUUUCAAGUCUCAGAUCAUGAAGGAUGGAACCAAGGCAUUGAUCAAAUACCUGAAGGAAGAGAUGCCUGUUCAUCUUCCUCCGCCCGAUCGAGACUGGGUCAUCCUUGACGAAACCGCGAGCUCGCCUAACAACCCCGCCGAGAAGAUAACCGUGCUCUCCUACAACACUCUUUGCGAUAACUCUGCCACCGAACAGCAAUAUGGCUACGCCGCCUCCCGUGUUCUUUCUUGGGAGUUCCGCCGUGAACUCAUCCUCAACGAAUUACGAUCUCACAACUCAGAUGUUGUCUGUCUUCAGGAAGUUGACAAAGGCAGCUUCAACAACUUCUUCCGAGAGCAACUGGCCUACAACGACUACAAGGGCAUCUAUUGGCCGCGUGGACGUGCUUCGCGCCUGGACGAUGCAAACAGGAUCGACGGUUGCGCCAUAUUCUUCAAGAGCAGCAAAUACAUCUUGCUGGAUAAACAGUUGAUCAACUUUAGCCAGUCUGCUGUGGCGCGGCCUGAACAUAAAGGCAAUGGUGCGGAUGAUAUCUACAAUCGUCUGUGGCUGAAAGAUCACAUUGCAGUUGUCGUCUUCUUGGAGAACCGUCAGACCGGAACGCGUUUCAUCGUUGUAAACUGCCAUCUAUACUGGGAUCCUGCAUUCAAAGAUGUCAAGCUAAUCCAAGCUGCUAUCAUGAUGGAGGACUUGACGGAGCUUGCGGAGAAGUACGCCAAAUGGCCCGAGUGCAAAGACAAGGCCGCAUUCCGGUUCUCAGAGGCAGAAAGCGGCUCUGAGAGCACCCCGACGGUGGAGCCUGCGCGGUCAGCGGAGUAUGCUAGCGGCGACCAAAUUCCUCUACUUAUAUGUGGUGACUUGAAUUCUUCGCCUGGGUCCCCGGUUCACACUCUGAUCAACUCUGGUCAACUGACCAAGGAGCAUUCCGAACUUGAUGGUCGCCUCUACGGUAGAUACCAAAAGCAGGGUAUGAAGCAUCCAUUCAAGCUUAAGUCAACCUACGGCGCAAUCGGGGAACUGAGCUUUACCAACUACACGCCGGACUUCAAGGACAUUCUCGAUUAUAUGUGGUACACCACCAACACACUCCAUGUGUCGGCGUUGUUGGGUGAGGUGGACAAAGACUACCUCAGCCGGGUGCCAGGGUUCCCAAAUUUCCAUUUUCCUAGUGAUCACGUUGCAUUGUUCGCGGAGUAUACCGUCAAGGGGAAAAAGGGUAAAGUUGUCGAAGCGGAUUUUGGGCCACAACGACACUGA